AUGUCCUCCCUCACGAAAUUCACCCCCAUACCUCCCACCGCCAACCAAUCACGAUCCCGAUCCGCCUACUUCUCCACCAAAACUACAAGUAUCGUUAUCAUCCUGAUCUCCAUCGUUCUGUUCAUGAUCAGUCGGCUUUCAUUCUCUUCCUUUUCUUCCCCGGAUGGUCUAGAUAGACGCCAACAUCAGAAUACCAAUUACGACCUAUCCCCCGACCUUGAUACUAUUCAAAUCCAUGAGCCCGUCGCCGACGAUGACAUAGGUUUCGAUCUCAACCGGGACUUCGACUCCGAUUCUGAACACCAUGAUUGUCCGUAUUCAAUCCCCAGAAAAGAGCCUGAUGUGGAGAGAGAGCAAAGCCGUUGGAGUUUCUCUUCCUCUGCUCCGUCGUCUGCCGCUGCCUCUCCCUCUGCGUCUGUGUCUACCUUCGCGGCGUCUUCGUCUGGAGAGGUUUGGAUCUCGGAUUUUGGGCCGCUCGAGAGAGUUCAUCUCAAGUUGGGUGGACUGAAGGGAUGA
Messenger RNA from Aspergillus affinis, 516 nucleotides. RefSeq lists its product as uncharacterized. Lineage: Eukaryota; Fungi; Ascomycota; Eurotiomycetes; Eurotiales; Aspergillaceae. The transcript has a single exon. Bases 1 to 516 code for a protein of 171 amino acids. The record is from RefSeq and is a predicted model, not a curated record.